UAAAGGUUUUAGUAAACUAUAAAAUCUCUGACUUAUAGGUUUUAUGUAGUAGUAGUUUUAUGCUAAUUUAACUCAUUUUAUGCUAACUGUAAAUCCUUACAUUCAUUUCACCAGUCAGGAUCCUAAUCAGGUUUUUGUUGUUGUUUUAAUGUUGGUUUUAAAUGUCCAGGUCAAAUUUGCUAUAGCCUUAAAUUACAAUGUUUUUUGUUAAUCCAGUCCUCCAAACUAAAAAUUAUUAUAUGUAUAAUUCUUAUGUUGUUUAUAAUUCUAUAUAUAACUAUAGCAUCAUAUUUUGGAAGAUUUCUGUUUUUCUGGAAGAAUGGAUUUUCAAAUCAUGCUAAAAAAAAAAUCUAUGUACAGUAUUAAGUAUAUUUCAGUUUAUUCAAAAAUGAAACACUGCGAGGCAUCUGCUUUCCCCCUGGUCUCCAAAGACUUGUUUUGUUACCCAGGGUCCUCGUGGGACUGGUAUGAAAGUGAUUAAAAGAGAAAACCACAACAGCAUGUCAUUGCCUUACAUAUGAGGUAACGAAACAAUAACUGUAUAUUUUUAGAUAUAUAUUUAAUGAUAUACAUAAGUAGCAUUGAUCUGUUGGUAAAAUAACAAUUUCACCUCUUAAUCAUGUCUCAAAAACAUACAGAGAAAAUGUGUGCAUGUGUUAAUGAAGGUAAAAAAAAAAAGACGUACUGUAGAAUUAUAGUAGAAUAGUAUAGUAGAAUUAUAAAAUUCCCUAAAUAAUAACAAUUUAACUAUUAGGAUUUUCAGUAGCAUCUGAAGCCUUAAAAUAUAAUUAUUUAUAAAAUAUUUUAAUGCACUAAUUUCACCUUGUAAUGCACCCUAUAAUGCAUCGAAUGAUCUCAUGAAUAAUUGCAACUACAGUUUUAAAACCCUGUAAUACUUUUCUGUUCAUUGUUACACUUUUAGAAAGUAUAAUGUAUUGAAAUAUAUGACCAAUUUCAAAUGUAAAAAAAGGAAUCUGCAAAUAUUAUAAUGCAUUUAAACUUUGGUUAAAACUUUAUGACAAGAUAUAAUACAUUAUAAUGUACAUUCUUAAUACUUUUAUGCAUAAUGCAUUAUAAAGUCUUUAAAUAAAGUGUUACCAAAUUUCCAUUAUAACCAUAGUGGAAAUCCCCAUCAUACAAGUGCUUUUUGUAUGCUAUUAUGCUGUUAAAGGUUUGCAGAGAGAAUGCAGACAGACAAUUUGUUCUGCCAAAAUCAAUAACUUUAUAAAAAUACUGUUUAUUAAAUUUCAAGUUUUAAAGACAAAGUGUGUAAUUUCUGAGGUGUCACCAAACGGAACUGCUAAAAAUAACACUUAAACAAACAGCUUUGCAGUGACCACAGAGUCAGAGUUUCAUUUUUAUAAGGAAAUAAACCUGUAAAUGGUUGACUUACAGUGACUCUGCAUAUAACAGUGGCAUAUACUGAUUCUUGCUAUGGGAAACUGUUCUUGCCACCGAGAAAAAUCACUUCACCUUUGAAAUAACGUUUUCUUAUAUCUUGGACUGCAUAAAUAAUGAAGCAAGCUGAGGAUAAACCUGAUGUUGUAAACACUGGGAUUGUGUCUUGGAAAUAAAUUAUGAUUUGGCAAUAUACAGAGAAAGGGCUCCUCCAGUUUUGAUUUCUAAAGAGAGCCCCUGUAACGCUGGUAAAUGUGCAUGUGAUUUGUGCCAUUGUGUCCCUGAGAAGAAGGAACCAUGUAAGCAGAACUUCCUCACUUAUUCUGGCAACUGACGAAACCAUUGUCAUCUGAGUGGCUGUACUGAUCCACACAGCGACCAGUAAGAUGUGACUAAUAAAAAACAUCAAACAAAUGAUGGUCAUUAAACAGAAACUGAACCGUUCAUAUUAGUCAGUGGACUGCCAGGUGUCAAUCACAAGUAGCAUUUAGAGCUGUUAGUGUUAAAAUAAUCUUUAACUGUUAAACCAAAACUUCCUGUUUCCUAAAUGCAACUGUGCGUGCAUCACCAGACUCUGCUUAUUUUCGGUCUACGCAUUGCAUAGCUUGCACCGGGACAUUACAUAGACAUUGCUACCAUGAUGAUAAAAUUAGACCUCUGGCUCAUUAUGACACUGCAGAUCACACUAACCCUGUGUCAAAUGGACAAGGCGAGUCUGAAGACUCAACCCUGCGAUAUACAUGAGAAUGUAACUGCAAUGACAGUUGUGGUCAACUGCCGUGGACGUGCACUCAAAAAGGUGCCAAUGCUCUUACCAAACACAACCUACCUUGAUCUAUCCGAGAACAAGAUCAAGAACAUAACAGCAGGAGAUUUCCGAGACCUGGCGAAUCUGACCAAUCUAAAUCUGAACUGGUUGAAUAAUAAUCAGAAGGUUCUUAUUGGUGCCGGGGUGUUUUCAAAUAUGACCAUGCUGCGUACACUGGAGCUGAACGGGAUCGGUCUAAAGGAUGUACCAAAGGAUAUUCCAAAGAAUCUGCGAGAACUAAAGCUGGUUGAGAACAAGAUCACCCGGUUAAACUCAACAUCAUUCAGGCAUGUGCAAAAUCUGUCACUCAUUUACCUUUCAAAAAACUGCUACUACUGGAAUCCUUGCUCAAGUUUUUAUCAUAUAGAAGAAGGAAGUUUUUCUGUCCUUAACAAGUUGAAACAUCUUACUUUGUCUUACAACAACAUAACUCAAGUCCCUAAAGGCCUACCUGCCUCACUGAGGACACUUGAGCUUGCGUCAAACAGAAUAUCGUACGUCGGAGAGCAUGAUUUCCAAGGACUCGACAAUCUGACAAUUCUAAAAAUCCAAGGGAACUGUCCACGAUGUCAUAAUGCUCCGUAUCCAUGCAUUCCGUGUAAAAAUGUUUCCAUUGAAAUUCAUCCACGAGCCUUUGCCGGCCUUGAAAAGCUGCGGCUUCUGCACCUUGCGGGGAAUUCGAUAGAGAAAAUCGAUCCUACUUGGUUUGCAAACCUCUCAAAGCUUGAGGAACUCUACCUAUCGUUUAAUUUCUUGUUCAAUGCUGUUGCCAAUAAUGUUUUUCUGAAUAAUCUGCCACUGCUGACAAAACUCGAUCUCUCGUUUAACUACGCCCUCAAGUGUUACCCCAACACGGUUACACUAUCGCCCAGCUUUGCGAACUUGACCUCUCUGAGGAAUCUGCACCUUCGAGGUUUGGUUUUUCGAGAAAUCCAAGAAGAGACCUUAAGCUCUCUGUUUGGUUUACGAAAUCUGUCGGUGUUGGAUGUAGGAAUAAACUUCAUUGUCCGUGCGAAAUUGGACAUAUUUGAAAAGUUGCAACAUGUGAAACUAAUCUAUCUUUCAGAAAACAGAUUUUACCCGGUGACUGUAAAUGGAGAGUUGCGUAAAGACGUGGGCAUUGGUUUAAAAUCUUCAUCCAUGAUGCCCUCAAUGUCAGAACCUUAUCCUAAAGAUAAUGUUUUUGACAUUCCAAAAAAUCUCGUAAAACCAGAGUGCUACGCUGCCGGCCGUGUGUUGGAUCUCAGCCGAAAUAACCUGUUCUUAAUUUCUCCUAAACAGUUUGAGACAUACGGGAAAAUAUCUUGCCUCAAUCUCUCAGGAAAUGGCUUUGCCACGGCUCCUAAUGGAUCUGAAUUCACAUCGCUCCCAGACCUCAAAUAUCUGGACUUGUCCUUCAACAAAAUUGAUCUGGCAUACGAUUACGCCUUCCGAGAGUUACAGAGUCUUGAAGUACUAGAUCUUAGUUACAACCCUCAUUACUUCACUGUACAAGGUGUGACGCACAAUUUGAACUUUCUCAAAUAUUUGCCCUCCUUGAAAGUGUUAAAUAUGAGCUACAACAGCAUCUAUACGUUAACCACCAAAACCAUGUCAAGCAAGUCUCUUCAAGAGCUGCAAUUCCAGCACAACAGCCUCGGCAAGAUGUGGAGGGUGAAAGACAGAACCUACGAUAGGCUAUUCGAAGACUUGACCAACCUGACCUAUCUUGACAUAUCCUAUAACUACAUCGAGAAGAUCCCUCUUAGAAUUUAUAAACAUCUUCCCCGAAGCAUUCAAAAGUUGCGAAUAAGCCACAAUCACCUGACGAAUGUCAGUUGGGAAAUUUUGAGACAAUUCCCUCAUCUCCGAGAGCUCUUUUUAAGUAACAACAACAUCCUUAAAAUAUCUGGUAACUUGUCAAGUGAUGUUCCUUCUUUAGAGUUCCUUGAUCUGCGGCACAACCUAAUAUCUGAGCUCUCCGGUGGAUUCCUCCUGGGAGCGGUAAACCUAAAGAAUCUUGAUCUCAGUCACAACCACCUCAUAACCAUCAACCAGUCCACGUUUCCAUCUGAAACCGAGAGUUACCUGAAGACGCUGUCGCUCAAUGGAAACCCUUUCCACUGCACAUGCAACCUGCUUGAAUUCAUUCUGUGGAUUCGCAAGACUAACGUGAAGAUCCCCAGACUGGUGACUGCAGUGACGUGUGCCAUGCCGGAAGAGAGGAAAGGUUUGGCAGUGGUGCAUUUUGACAUUAAAGAAUGCAUCGAUGACCAGUUGGCCUUUCUGGCGUACUUCUUCUCCAUUGUUUGCAUUAUAUGCACUACUUUCGUGGCCGUCUCAAUGCACCUUUUCUACUGGGACGUUUCCUACUUAUUCUACUAUUUGAAAGCCAGAUUCACUGGGUAUCAGCACCUGAGCUCUGACAGCUGCAUCUAUGAUGCCUUCAUCACCUACGACACCAAGGACACGCAGGUGUCCGACUGGGUGCUCAAUCACCUGCGAGUGCAGCUGGAGGAACAAGGCGAGCGAUUCCUACCCAUUUGCCUGGAGGAACGGGACUGGAUUCCCGGCUCUGCCGUUCUGGACAGUCUGACGCAGAGCAUCCAGCACAGCCGCAAAACCGUCUUCGUCCUGACCGAGCGCUACGUGAACAGCGGCUCCUUUAAGCUGGCCGUGUUCCUGGCCCACCAGAGGCUUCUGGAGGAAAACGAGGACGUGAUCGUGCUGCUGCUGCUGGAGCCCGUGUUGCAGCACUCGCACUUUCUGCGGCUGCGCCGGCGGCUCUGCGGGCGCAGCAUUCUCGAGUGGCCGCACUCACCGUCCGCCGAAGCCUGGUUCUGGCAGUCGCUGCGGAACGCCAUCCGCGUGGACAACCAGGCCAUGUACAGCGAACUCUACAGCAGAUAUUUCACCACUAAGUAGAAGAAAGCAAUCAUAAACCUGGUUUGAGCUACAGAAACCAAAUUAAGAUCAUGUUAGUCUUUAGUUUUAGUUUUUUUUUUUUUUUUUUUUUUUUUUCUGGUUUAAAAAAAAAAAAAAAAAAAAAAAAGCUGUCUGUGGCAAAUCGUGUAUUAGAAAGCGAAUACCUUGAGAAGCUAUCAAUGAAUCUUGAUGAAAAUGAUUAUUUCAGUAUUCUAGAUUUUUGUAUAAAGUGAAAACAGAGUACAAAAGUGCACCAGAAAAGAAAAAGAAAAUCAUUUAGGCUUUGUGUGUGUGUGUGAGAGAGAGUGAGAGAGAGAGAGAGAGAUUUUUUGUGCACUUUUAAAAUAAUAAUAAUUAUUAUUAUUAUUUAUUUUUAUAGUGCCUUUCUGAAACCCAGUGUCACAUAGUUUGGAAAUAAAUAAAUAAAUAGACAAAUAAAUAAAAAUAGACAGAUAGCAAACAUCCAUAACAAAAUGCAAUUCACAGACCAAGAGCUGAAGAGUAAUAUUAAGAGAUAAAAAAAAAAAAAACCUUUUUAAGAGGUUUUUGAAAGAACUGUUGAAACAGUAGUUUAAAAUUUAGUCCAAACUACACUGUUUCUCUCUGCACACAUACAAACACACAAAAGAGAUGCAAAGGAGCAUGUUUUCUUCAUUUCCAUCACGAAAUUAUGAAUAAAGGCAGCAUAUUUUCUUGUUAGUCACUUUAUUAUUUUAUUUUAAAAUUGCAUGUAAAGAUGCAAAGGAAGGUUUCACAAGAAGCAUCUGUUUUUUUUUUUUUUUUUGUUUGUUUUUUUUUUUUGUAUUUUUGUAUCAUCACUAAAUGAUAAAAAAAGGCAGGAAAUUUUCAUGUUAGUUAUUUUUUUAAUGGAAAUUUGGUAGAUGUCUACAUGAUUAAUGACUAGCAUGACAUUCACUCGAUCACUAAUGUUUUAAUUAGUUUAUUGUAUUUUUUUGUUUUAUUUUUAAUCUAAAACAGAACCUCACUUGUAUAAAAAUGUUAAUUUAGCCAAUUAAAACUUUAUUUUUCAUCAGUUCAUGAUGUUUCUCUGUGAACAUACGCAAACGCACAAGAGAUUUACAAAUGAACAUUUGACAAGGAGCAUCUGAUACCUGUUCUUCUAAAAAAAAAUAACAAUAAAACCUUUUUUAUAGCAAAA
Cyprinus carpio (common carp) is the source of this 6269-nucleotide messenger RNA. Its product is annotated as toll-like receptor 8. NCBI's taxonomy places the organism in Eukaryota, Metazoa, Chordata, Actinopteri, Cypriniformes, Cyprinidae. Gene Ontology annotation, molecular function: protein binding; pattern recognition receptor activity. The record is from RefSeq and is a predicted model, not a curated record. Gene Ontology annotation, biological process: positive regulation of interleukin-6 production; defense response to virus; canonical NF-kappaB signal transduction. Gene Ontology annotation, cellular component: plasma membrane.